Cheilinus undulatus (humphead wrasse) is the source of this 2147-nucleotide messenger RNA. RefSeq names its product prostaglandin E2 receptor EP1 subtype-like. Gene Ontology annotation, cellular component: plasma membrane. Bases 338 to 1441 code for a protein of 367 amino acids. NCBI's taxonomy places the organism in Eukaryota, Metazoa, Chordata, Actinopteri, Labriformes, Labridae. The record is from RefSeq and is a predicted model, not a curated record. Gene Ontology annotation, biological process: positive regulation of cytosolic calcium ion concentration; inflammatory response; adenylate cyclase-activating G protein-coupled receptor signaling pathway. Gene Ontology annotation, molecular function: prostaglandin E receptor activity. The transcript has 3 exons.
GGUUUAGUGAGCUCGGUGCAGCCCGGCCGUAUAAAAGCAACCGAGCACGCUCAGACUGAGAGAGGACGCGCUUGUGCAAUGUUACAGAAGAGCAGUUUGUUCUGAAGAGGAAGAGUUUCAACAUAAAUUCAUGAAGAGGAAAUACUGCAAGGGAAGACGAGGUUAUACUCCAAAAAACAGAAGAUUUUAACAGGAUUAUUACACUUCAAACUGCUUCAGUGAUGAGUUACUGUGAGAAUCAGAGUGAUCCGGAUCAUCUCCAUAGAUUUAUUAUUUCAAAGUAUCUCCCUGAGCAGAGGACCCAGAUCAUGCCCAGAGCCCCGCGGUGACGCUGGCCAUGCAGCACAACUUCUCAGGCAUGCUGCAGGAGCCUGAGGUGAAGGCCAUGCAGCAUAAUGCCACCCGUUCACCCAGCAACCCCACAUCUGCCGGCCUCACCAUGACGCUGGGUAUCCUGUUCAAUGUGGUGGCCCUCAUCAUCCUCGCCAAGGCCUACAAUCGUUUCCGCCGGAGGUCUAAGGCAACGUUCCUGCUCUUUGCUAGCUCACUGGUGGCCACAGACCUGGCGGGACACGUGAUCCCUGGAGCCCUUGUACUGAGCAGAUACUCAUCACCAGGCACUGGGUCCACAGCUGAUUCUAGCUCCAGUUUUCAAGCUGAAACUGCAGACCCGGACGCUUCUUGUCUGUUUCUAGGAGGCUGCAUGGUGUUCUUCGGCCUGUGCCCGCUCUUUCUUGGGUGUGCCAUGGCUGCAGAGCGCUGCCUGGGGGUCACAAAGCCUCUGCUGCACGCCAGGCUGGUGACCACAGCACGGACCAAAAUUGCUCUGGCCCUAAUCUGGCUUUUGGCUUUAUGUGUGGCACUUCUGCCCUAUUUCAGCCUGGGAGCCUACACGUACCAGCACCCAGGGACUUGGUGCUUCAUUAGGGUGAUGGAGGGCACCAGACUGACUGACCUGGCCUUUGUGGGGCUGUUCUCUGGACUCGCUCUGAGCUCUCUGGCCUCGGCCUUUGUGUGCAACACCAUCAGUGGGAUCACGUUAGUCAGGGCGCGGCUAAAAAGGUUCUGCUCCCAGCGCCGCUCGGCGCGCUCCCAUGACACAGAGAUGGUGGUGCAGCUGGUCGGCAUCAUGGUCACUUCUUGUAUCUGCUGGAGCCCUCUGCUGGUAUUUGGACUGAUGUCUGCGACCCGCUCCUACAGCGGCUCCCUUGGCAGUGACAUAGACACUUACAGGAGGAUGAUGGUGACGGGGGUCAGGAUGGCCACCUGCAACCAGAUCCUGGACCCAUGGGUUUACAUCCUGCUGAGACGAGCCAUCCUCAGGAAGAUCUACCGCAUCACCAAGAAGCAGGCCAGUCUGAAGGGGAGCAUGUUCCGCUCCAGACGCUGGGAUAUGGGCUCCUUUCAGAGCUCGGAUAAAAAGAGUGUCAGUAAGAUUUAAAUGGACUCAAAGAGGGAGGGAGGAGACGUGUAAGCUCUCACUGUCGAAGGGAUGCUCUUCAGAGUUCUGCAGGAUCAUUACUGAUGGAUAACAGUAAAAAUGUUGUAUGAAGUAUAAAUAUUAGGGGUUGAAAUAUUCCUGAGCAGCUAUUAUAAUUAUGACUAUUGGGUUGUUGUAUGUUAUACAGUACAAGCGGUAAAGAGUCAAAUUUACUGUAAACAGCAACAGGUGUUUAUCAGAAAUAACAUGGCUCAUAUUAGGCCAUGUAUGCACGGCAAUCUGCCCUCUAUGAGAGCAAAUGUAAAUACAAUCUGACCAAUCGCAUGACUAUGUGACUGUUUAAAAGUGAGCUCUGUGUCAAGUCUUGAAGCAAACAUCUCAACCCAUAAGAUUCGUCCCUUAAAAUGACAUUUGUUCUGUUCUUUUACAUUAUAAAGGAGUCAAAGACUUGUACUCACAGAUGAGAGCUGUGAUUUUACCUCAGCUUUAAGAUGUGAAAACACCAUUAUGAGUGUGUCUAUUGUACAGUACUGUGACAUUAAUGUGAAUAUGUGUCUUAACUGUGUGGUUGUGAAUGUAUCUGCGGUAUUUUCCCUGAGUUUAAGGGGACUGAAGUGAAGCUAUGUGCUCAAAAAAGCUAAAUGAAUGUGAUAUUGUUAAGGAGGAAUGUAAGAGCUAAAAAUAAAUGGCUAUUUGUUCUCUUUCA